GGCCGGCCAACUCGAACUGGGGCGCACUUUGGGCUGGCGGUUUGUCUCGAGAACAUUUGGAGUAAAUGGAUACCAGACUCUGCUCCCUUUGAAAUGCCGUUGAAGAGGUUGCCAGUGGCACAGUGAUGCCCGGGUCCUCCGGCGGACAUCGAGCCAUCUUUCGAAGGCGGAUCUCGACGUUUGACUGGGGCUUGGUAACAGGCUAACAGCACAAAGUCUCAACCUGGAAUUGUUCCAGAGUUCGGUCUCCAUGUCCGAGAGUCUCCGCACUGACAGGGCUUGGUUGGGUGUGCAUCAGACAUCAUCUGCUUCCCGUGUUUCGCAAAUAUGUGAUGGAAGUCAAGUGGCCUCUUCCUCGUUAACCACCACCUUGGGAGCACUCAGAGAGUGAUUUUCUACUUCGUCUGCAAGCUGGUCUAGUCCAUUUCCACCUUCGCUUUCUUCUUUUCGGCUCUACACAAUGUCUUUCGUUGCUCGAAAUGAAACUGGUCCGGUCGUUUCCCUCGUCGAAGGAACUCAGGCGGAACUGGAUCUGUUUCUGUUCCUCAACAUGUGGCCCUCGCAUUUCGGACUUCCGCUUCUCCUGGCUGUGGUUCUACUUUCGAAGCGUGUUCGCAGGCAUCCGACGCUGAUCAAUCUCUGUGUCGGAUUCGUUCUCAUUGGCAUUUUCUCGUGUCUUCUUCUCUACACGGGCCAGACGACGGGCCCCGAGCCAUCCAAGCUGCUCUGUUUGACACAAGCUUCAUUUCUCUAUGGGAUGCCUUCGUUGUCGGUGAAAUCCAUAUUGAGUGCGCCCAGUCUAACGAUGUCUUGUAGCGCGCCGUUCUUGGCUCUGAUGCUUGUGCUUCAGAUGUUCCUGUCUGUGCGCGCCGCUGCCCGGAACGUGAAACUGGAACCCAACCCUGUCCGGGAAUGGACGAUGCUUGUGGCGCCAUACAUCGCUCUGGGCCUGACCAUGAUCGCCACUGCCAUGAUCGGGGCGUCUGAUCUGAGUAGAGUGUCCCGCACUCGGCGAUUUUUCUAUUGCUCAGUAGCGUUCCCGGCAUUGUCAGGAACGAUUACUAUCGUCGCAGCAGUGCUCUUGAUGGCCACCAUCGUCCUCGAAGUUUGGACGCUGGUGAUCCUGUACAAGCUCUCGAAGAGGCAAGGAGACCGUCGAUCCGCCUUCGAGUUCAACAUGUCUGUCCGAGUCAUGGUUUUCGGGCUUUAUGUCAUCGUGGCUAUGGGCCUCAGCGUCAUGAGUGUGGCCUCGGCCGACUCUAAGAGCCCACUGCCUGAUUUGGUGAUCGCCGGCGCCGCGACAUUCAUCCUCGGCAUCUUCGGAACCCAGCGAGACAUUUUGCUGGCACUGUGUUUCUGGCGGCCUUCGCCGCCUCCACUGGAUUUCGAGAGUAGCCAGUUUCAGUCGGAGAAGUCUGCGACCUAUUUGCCAUGAGAAGAUUUGGCCGUUUAUUCGUUGUCAUUUCACCCAUUGUGUAAUCGUAGUUCGACGUUUUUGCGAAUGGAGAGGACCCUUCGAGUCGCAUACUGAAUAAUCUUGAUGCAAGUUCGAGGCAGAGGCCAUACAGCCACACAUGUACAAAUGACAUCAAUUUUGAUUCCAAUUUCUGGUUUUCCCUCUGUUCUCCGUCACCUCCAGAACGCGCCUUUCUAGAAUGGCAAGCCGUUGCUCCCCCCUCCUGCGCGCUGCGACGCGACCAAACUUCGUCCUCGGCUCCUCGCGGAACCCUAUCUCCUCUCGAUGGCUCGCAACCGCCACCGAAGCGGCCCCGAAAUCCACCCCCCCUCCCCCGCCCGCCAAGGCGUCCGCCGACCCCACCGUCUCGCGACUCGUGAACGACAUUGCGGGGCUGACGCUACUGCAGGCGUCUGACUUGGUCACACAUCUCAAGUCGCGGCUGAAUAUCCAGGAAGUCGCUAUGCCCGUGGCUUCGGCCGCCGCACCUGCUGCUGCUGCUGCCGAGGCGGAGGAGGUUGCAGAGAAACCAAAAGAGAAGACCGUGUUCAACGUUGUUCUCGACUCGUUCGACGCGGCUGCUAAGCCCAAGAUCAUCCGUGAAGUCAAGGCGCUCGUCCCGAACUUGACGUUAAUAGAGGCCAAGAAGUUUGUCGAGUCCCUGCCCAAGGUCCUCAAGGAAAAUUUGGGCAAGGAGGACGCCGAGAAGAUGAAGAAGGCCUUUGCGGACCUCGGUGCAGUGGUCAAGCUGGAUUAAUUUGACGUAGUGCAUAUCCAUCCGCGAAAUAUAUGAGUGAAG
This is a messenger RNA of Mycena citricolor, 2255 nucleotides long. The record is from the annotation of a GenBank genome assembly. NCBI's taxonomy places the organism in Eukaryota, Fungi, Basidiomycota, Agaricomycetes, Agaricales, Mycenaceae.